Lachnellula hyalina is the source of this 1413-nucleotide messenger RNA. It is a transcript of the gene RVB2, whose product is annotated as RuvB-like helicase. Bases 1 to 1413 code for a protein of 470 amino acids. The record is from RefSeq and is a predicted model, not a curated record. The transcript has 3 exons. NCBI's taxonomy places the organism in Eukaryota, Fungi, Ascomycota, Leotiomycetes, Helotiales, Lachnaceae. Gene Ontology annotation, biological process: box C/D snoRNP assembly; regulation of transcription by RNA polymerase II; chromatin remodeling. Gene Ontology annotation, molecular function: ATP hydrolysis activity; ATP binding; DNA helicase activity. Gene Ontology annotation, cellular component: Swr1 complex; NuA4 histone acetyltransferase complex; R2TP complex.
AUGGCUGCUGCAAUUCAAACAGUCUCCGAGAGCAAGGAGCUCCGGGGCCUGAACCUGAUCGCGGCACAUUCCCAUAUUCGCGGUCUUGGAGUCGACCCAGAUACCCUAGAGCCGCGAGCUUCAUCACAAGGACUGGUGGGGCAAGAAAAGGCUCGUAAAGCUGCUGCCGUGAUCUUGCAGAUGGUCAAGGAGGGGAAGAUUGCAGGCAGAGCUGUAUUGAUUGCCGGUCCACCAAGUACGGGGAAGACCGCGAUUGCAAUGGGUAUGGCACAAUCAUUAGGGACCGAUGUACCUUUUACGAUGCUUGCCUCCUCCGAGAUCUUCUCGCUGGAGAUGUCAAAGACCGAAGCUCUCGAGCAAGCCUUCCGAAAAUCCAUCGGCGUACGGAUCAAGGAGGAGAGUGAGAUGAUAGAGGGCGAGGUGGUCGAGAUCCAAACCGACAGAAGCGUAACAGGGGGCACAAAGCAAGGCAAGCUCACAAUUAAGACUACGGACAUGGAAUCAGUCUACGACAUGGGUAGCAAAAUGAUCGACUCUAUGACCAAAGAGCGCGUAAUGGCAGGCGACAUCAUCUCCAUCGACAAAUCCUCGGGCAAGAUCUCAAAACUUGGACGCUCAUACGCAAAGUCCAGAGACUACGAUGCCAUGGGGGUAGACACCAAAUUCCUACAAUGUCCAGACGGCGACCUCCAAAAGCGAAAAGAAGUAACACACACCGUAUCCCUACACGAAAUUGAUGUAAUCAACUCCCGAACACAAGGCUUCCUCGCUCUCUUCUCCGGCGACACGGGCGAGAUCCGCAGCGAAGUCCGCGACCAGAUCAACACUAAAGUAGCUGAAUGGAAAGAGGAAGGCAAGGCCGAAAUCGUACCUGGCGUGCUCUUCAUCGAUGAGGUACACAUGCUCGAUAUCGAAUGCUUCUCGUACAUCAACCGGGCUCUCGAGGACGAGCUGGCGCCCAUCGUCAUCAUGGCAUCCAACAGAGGCAAUUCCCGUCUGCGCGGAACGAAUUAUAAAUCUCCUCAUGGGCUUCCAUUAGAUUUCCUCGACAGAUUAGUCAUUGUGUCCACACACUCGUACCAAAAAGAAGAAAUCCAGCAAAUCCUCGCCAUCCGCGCCGCAGAAGAAGAAGUAGAUCUCACACCCGAUGCCUUGGCCCUCCUCACGAAAAUUGGCCAGGAAACAGGACUCCGCUAUGGAAGCAACUUGAUUACCACCAGUCAGCUGAUUUGUGCGAAGAGGAAGGCGAAGCAGGUUGGUGUUGAGGAUGUACAGAGGAGUUUUAGCCUGUUCUAUGAUAGUGGGAGGAGCGUGAAGUUUGUAUCGGAGUUUGAGAAGAGGCUGAUUGGCGAUCAGGGCGGAGUGAGUCUGAAUGUUACGAAUGGACAUGGUGAUGCUAUGGAUAUUUCUUGA